ACGCUCUCUCUCACACACACAGCAACCAGUGGAGGUUUUCUACUUUUCUAAUUAUUUGUACGUUGCAGUCUCCAAUGGCUCUUGUCUGGAACUUGCUUCUCUGCUGUCUAGCCGCCACUCCGGUGGUCCUCACCGCGGCCACAACACAACAAAUUCACGGCGAAGAAGCACAGCAAGAGGCUGACAGAGUCACCAACUUGCCUGGACAACCGGCGGUGACGUUCAGACACUACUCGGGCUACGUCAAACUUAGGCCUCAAGAUCAAAAGGCACUCUUCUACUGGUUCUUUGAAGCCCAAGAAGCACCGUCUCUCAAGCCUCUAGUCCUUUGGCUCAAUGGAGGACCUGGCUGCUCAUCAGUAGCAUUUGGAGCUGCACAGGAACUCGGCCCAUUUCUUGUCGGAAAAAAUGGAAACCAGCUCAAUCUUAACAAAUUCUCCUGGAAUAAAGUUGCAAAUAUGUUGUUCCUGGAGGCACCUGUUGGUGUGGGAUUUUCGUAUACAAACAAUUCAAAAGAUUUAAGCGUGCUUGGAGAUAGAAUUACAGCCGAGGACUCUCAUGCCUUCUUGAUUGGAUGGUUCAAAAGGUUUCCAAGCUUCAGAUCCCAUGACUUCUACCUUGCUGGCGAGAGCUAUGCUGGUCAUUAUGUUCCCCAGCUUACGAGUCUCAUUUAUGAUAGAAACAAAGGAGCCAGCAAAAGCUUGUACAUAAAUCUAAAGGGGUUCAUGAUUGGGAACGCUGCGAUCAAUGAUCCAACAGACCUUCGUGGCAUGUUUGAAUAUGCAUGGAGUCACGCGAUCAUCUCCGACCAACUUUACAAUAAUUUGGUGAAGGAAUGCGAUUUCAACCAUGAAAACCAGACAAGGAAUUGCAGUACCCAUGUCAGGGGCUUCGUGGAAGAAUGCUCUAAAAUUGAUAUCUACAACAUUUACGGACCCAUCUGCCUCUCUUCCCUUCAUAGAACAUCCCCAAAGCUCGUUGUUGCUCCUCGUCUCUUAACACCACAUGACCUCUGGCAUAAGCAACCGUCAGGCUACGAUCCAUGUACAGAGGACUACGUGGAGAAAUAUUUCAACAGAGUGGAUGUUCAGAGGGCCCUGCAUGCCAAUGUCACUAAACUGUCCUAUCCUUACACCACAUGCAGUGGUGUUAUCAACGACUGGAAUGACUCUCCCGACACGGUGCUGCCAAUUAUUCGGAAGCUCUUAAAUGCUGGACUUCGCAUUUGGAUCUACAGCGGUGACACGGAUGGGAGGGUGCCGGUGACAUCAACAAGGUACAGCAUAAACGAGAUGGGGUUAAAAGUAGAGGAAGAAUGGAGGGCAUGGUUUCACAAAAGUCAAGUAGCCGGGUGGAUGCAGACUUACGAGGGCGGGCUGACAUUAGCCACAGUGAGAGGCGCAGGCCAUCAGGUCCCGGCCUUUGCUCCCCAACAGUCCCUUUCUCUCUUCGCCCAUUUCCUCUCUUCAAAAACCUUGCCGGCUUCACGAUUUUAGGCUUGGCUGCCGCUGCUGCUUAAGUAUGGCUUUUGCUCGACAUUUUGAAUAAAUGGACCAAAGCCUGACAACCUAUUGAAGUUAUUAUUAUUGUCUUCUUUUUGUGAGUCGACUUAUUAUUGUCUUUGAAUGUGAUAUAACCAUACAACCAUAGUAAUUAUUGUCUUGUUUUUUUU
Molecule: messenger RNA, 1672 nt
Organism: Alnus glutinosa
Lineage: Eukaryota; Viridiplantae; Streptophyta; Magnoliopsida; Fagales; Betulaceae
Product: serine carboxypeptidase-like 35
Exons: 8
Coding region: 75-1496 (473 amino acids)
Biological process (GO): proteolysis
Cellular component (GO): vacuole
Molecular function (GO): serine-type carboxypeptidase activity
Source: RefSeq, a predicted model, not a curated record